Molecule: messenger RNA, 1077 nt
Organism: Lotus japonicus
Lineage: Eukaryota; Viridiplantae; Streptophyta; Magnoliopsida; Fabales; Fabaceae
Exons: 2
Coding region: 1-1077 (358 amino acids)
Molecular function (GO): zinc ion binding
Source: RefSeq, a predicted model, not a curated record
AUGAAAGCUAUUGAGAUGAUUCAGGGUGCAUGCACUGACCAAUACACACACUUGAGGAAUUAUGUUGUUGAGUUGGUGAGGAGCAACCAUGAGAGCACUGUUAUAAUAAAAAGAACAAUGGGAGUGCAUGGGCCACUAUUUGAAAGGAUUUAUGUGUGCUUCUCUGCCACUAAAAAUGCCUUUGCAAGUACAUGUAGGCCCUUAAUUGGGCUAGAUAGGUGCUUUCUGAAAGAGUUGUAUGGAGGACAAUUGUUGUCUGUUGUGGGAAGGAUGGAAACAACCAAAUGUUUCCCAUUGCUUUUGUUGUUGUGGAGGCUGAAACCAAAGAACCUUGGAGGACUGGUGCAUACAUUACAGGAUCUAUAUGAGAUGUGGAGCACAAGAUUUGUGUCAAGCAUCUCUACGGGAACUUUAGGAAGAGGUACCCUGGUUCAGAUAUUAAGGUUGCUCUGUGGAGUGCUGCUAGGGCAAGCACCAUUCCAGAAUGGAAAAAAAGCAAUUGAUGCUUUAAAGCUACUUAAUGAGGAUGCCUGGAAGAAGAUGAUGGAGCUUCCACCAAAGAUGUGGUCAGGAGCACACUUUAGCACAGACACUUGCUGUGAUCUGCAAGUGAAUAACAUGUGUGAACCUUUCAAUCGGGUUAUACUGGAGCACAGGAAGAAGCCAAUAAUUUCUCUGUUGGAGGGCUUGAAGUUUAAUCUGAAUAACAGAAUUGUGAAGCAAAGGGAUCUUAUGCUCAGGUGGAGGAAUGGAAUUUGCCCCAUCAUGCAGCAAAAGCUUGAAUUGUCCACGAAAUACUCUGACAAAUGGUGUGCCAUCUGGUGUGGUAAUGGACAUGUUACCUUCUUUGAAGCUUGUUGGGAUUCUGACAAAUAUGUGGUUGAUUUGGAAAGAAGGUUCUGUGCUUGCAGGAGAUGGGACUUAACUGGAAUCCCAUGUUCUCAUGCAGUUGCUUGUAUGUGGUUUGCUAAUAGAGCCCCUGAAGGAUUUGUGGACAAUGCUUAUAGGUAUUGCAUCAUUGUCCUUUUAUUGCAUCACAGUUCAUAUAAUAUGUCCAUUAUGCAUGCAAUCUAUUAA